Messenger RNA from Cryptomeria japonica (Japanese cedar), 1632 nucleotides. RefSeq lists its product as uncharacterized. The transcript is spliced from 4 exons. Gene Ontology annotation, molecular function: protein binding. The record is from RefSeq and is a predicted model, not a curated record. The coding region runs from base 285 to 848 and encodes 187 amino acids. NCBI's taxonomy places the organism in Eukaryota, Viridiplantae, Streptophyta, Pinopsida, Cupressales, Cupressaceae.
ACUAAUACUUUCAAUGAUACAUUUUGCAUAACUAGCCCUUGAAAGAGGCUGCUGACAACAAUGGUCGCCCACAAGAUAGCAUUUACAUUAUUUUUUUAUCCGAUUACCUUGAGUCUGCCUACGAAGAACGCAAGAGUUGCGAAUACAAGGAAAAUCCUUUGCAAUUUUCCAAAACAGCCUAUUGCCUGCUUUGGAUAAAUGUCUUCUUAGCUCACCAGCCACAGCAAUACAUUCUUUCUUUGUUUUGGUUUGUGGGUUUUAAAAGAUUACACAUAAUUGCAGAUAUGUCUGAAGAAGUAGAAGAAGAGAUGAUGGCAUUGGAAUCCAUAUUUUAUGACAGCUUCUCCAAGAUUGACGAUCACCGAUUCAGACUCAGAAUUGAUCCAGAUCAGAAUGAUGCAGGGGCACCUCCUCCAUUGUUCCUGGAGAUUUCAUUGCCGGAAGGGUACCCUCAGGCCAUCCCUCAAUUUGACCUCAACAAUCUCAACAAUAUCAAGUAUUCUGAGCCUGCUAAGAAAGCGAUCCUUGAAGGUCUUCACGAUCAGGCAUUGAGUCAAGCAGGAGAAAACAUGUGUUACAACCUUGCUGAGUGGUUAAAGGAUAAACUACCAGAGUUUUUUGCUUUGAAGCACAUCAUUACAGUCAUGGACCAUGAGAAGGACAUGGAUGCAGAAGAUCAACUGAAUGAGAAAAAUUUAGCAUCAACGAAGAAGGAAGCAAAAGAGAAAAUGACAAAAUCUCAGAAAAGGCGAUAUUUUGAUCGAUAUGGUGCUAAUGAGAAACCACGAGGCUGGGACUGGGUUUCUAUUAUAUCACACUUGAGUCAACGUGGACCAUCUUCAGAUUGAGUAAUGUAAUAGCAUCGUCUUUGACAUGGAUAAAGUCUAAAUAGGAUGAGGCAAGAAUUGCAGUGAUACUUUUUAUUUAUUUUUCAGGCACUAUGAGUAUCAACUUUAUUCUGUUGUCCAUAGAAAGAUCAGGCUGUAAUGACUACCUUGGUGGUCAACUCACAUUACUAGCAAGUUGUCAGACAUAAUAUAUAGCAAAUCAAAGGAUGCAUGCAGGAGCAGGUUGCCUUAAGGUUCAUAACUGCACAGAUCCUUUUUGAAGAUUAGCAUUUCUAUAGCCUAUAAAGAUUUUUGUGUGAUUCAUUGAAGAAAAGGGAAUUUCAUGCAUGAAGGAAUUCCAUUUUGAUUGCCUUAAUGUUUCAGUACAAAUGGAACAAAAUCGAACAGCUUACAUGAUAUAAGAAGUUGGGGGAAUUUGAGUAGUGGCAGCUUUGAAAUAAAAAGUUGGGGGAAUUUGAGCAGUGGCAGCUUUGAAAUAAAAAGUUGGGGGAAUUUUGUUGUUUUCUUUACUUGUAACAAUAUUACAACUAUCGACAAGGAUUUCUAUCACAUUGAAAAUAUACUUGUUUCAAAACUCUAGUUUUUAGAUGCCCAACUGAAGCUGUGGGAUGUUUUCUAUGUUAACUAAGAAGUCCUUCUUGCAAGCAUGAAUAAGUUCAAUGGGUUCCCACUUUUUAACCGUUUGCUGCUUUACAAAAACAUCCUUUAGCAGCAGUGUAAAAGGUGAAAGGUUUAAUGAUAACUAGAAUCUCAUGUGCACAAGAAUGUUAUUUAUUAUUGUUGA